AGUUUUGCAUAUGUAUUUUUUUACAUGCCCAUUUGCUGUUUUUAUGCUGGUAGAUUCCUGGCCGAUCACGUGUUUAUAGAUGAGUACACAAUUUCAAACUGUGAAGUAGAUGCAGAUGAUUUAAAAAGAGCUAACUUGGGAAAUGGAUCUAAAGAAAUGAAUGAAAUCAUACAUGAACAGCAAGAGCCAAACUUAGAUUUUGUAACACAAAUCAAGGCUACUGAUUCUCCUUCACAGGCAUCAGGAAGUCAAAAAGGCAAAAUGUAUUCACCAAUGGUAGAAACGAAGGCUGAUAAAUCAUCAAAAAUUAUGCCUACACCUAAACUACUGAGGAAAGCCAAAAGACAGCCUCCAGCAUCUAAUGCAGCUGCAGCUGCUCUGGUAGAACAUUCAGAACUAAAAUCGAAAUUUCUCUCAGAGGAACAUGAAUUAACAAUGAAAUUAAAAAAAGAAGAACAUGAAUCAACAUGA
Molecule: messenger RNA, 471 nt
Organism: Stegodyphus dumicola
Lineage: Eukaryota; Metazoa; Arthropoda; Arachnida; Araneae; Eresidae
Source: RefSeq, a predicted model, not a curated record